UUGUGUAAAACCCCAGCUCCUGUACCAUGUACCAGUCUGGCUUUGUGCCACGGGAGUAUUACCCAGCUGUGACCCCACCUUCUGCCUUCGCCUACCCACCACUGCGGACUGGGAGAGCAGAAGACAUGACCAGCCCUGUGAUGUUCCCUCCCGUCCACAUGCACAGCUUCUACAGCCAACCCAUCACCUUUGUGGUGGACCGGAACAGCCACCCUGACUAUGAGGGAGGUCAGGUGGAGUAUCACCAUCUCUAUGGUGCCUCCCGUCCCUACUUCCAUCCCUACUACGCCUGGCACUUCCCUCCCAUGGUCCCUAUCCCUCUCUACCAUCCCUAUGCAAACUACAAUCCCUAUGCUGCCUACCAGAGGUCAGAUCAGUAUCGUGAUACAUGGCCAGAAGGCUUCACAAUGAGAGGAGAACUUCAAUGGGGGAAGCUUGGAAAGGUGUUUGGACCAAGGAAAGAUCUCCCAGCAUUUGUGAAGGAUGAUCUCCGAAGGGUUUAUGGCACCUACCCACGUACCAGUGUCUCCAUAACCUACAGGAAAGGGGAGUUCUUGGUGAAGGGGGACCCCAAGGUAGGAGAGCAGGAAUAUACAGUGGAAAAGAAAGUUAUCCAGCAGGCUGUGACCCCCAGUGCCAGUGAGGCAGAUGACAGCAGUGAGGACCGGAACAGUAAGAAGAAAAAGAAACAGAGACAUUGAUGUAGUCCAUCACCCAAUGCCUCAGGGCCCUUUUGGAAACCAGUUGGCAGCUGUUCUUGGUGCAGCUGGCAAGUAGCACAAGCAAUGAAUGCCAUCACCUCUGUUGGCUUUUAACUGCUCCCCAUCCUUCACAAGCUUAUGGCAACUUUACACUUCGCACAGUGCCUGCCCUG
Molecule: messenger RNA, 874 nt
Organism: Pezoporus flaviventris
Lineage: Eukaryota; Metazoa; Chordata; Aves; Psittaciformes; Psittacidae
Gene: CUNH10orf95
Product: chromosome unknown C10orf95 homolog
Exons: 1
Coding region: 27-701 (224 amino acids)
Source: RefSeq, a predicted model, not a curated record